This is a messenger RNA of Durotheca rogersii, 990 nucleotides long. RefSeq names its product P-loop containing nucleoside triphosphate hydrolase protein. The record is from RefSeq and is a predicted model, not a curated record. The transcript is spliced from 4 exons. NCBI's taxonomy places the organism in Eukaryota, Fungi, Ascomycota, Sordariomycetes, Xylariales, Xylariaceae. Bases 1 to 990 code for a protein of 329 amino acids.
AUGUCGGAGAAGCCCAUCUUCCUCGUUACGCACCCACGUGCCUGUUCCACCGCCUUCGAGAGGGUCUUCAUGACUCGCGACGACAUCCUCGAGUGCGUCCACGAGCCGUUCGGCGACAGCUUCUACUACGGCCCGGAGCGGCUCAGCGAGCGGUACGCCGACGACCCCGCCGCCAGGGAAAGCAGCGGCUUCGCCAACACCACGUACCGCGAUGUCCUCGAGCGCCUCGAGAAGGACGGCAGCAAGGGCAAGCGCGUCUUCAUCAAGGACAUGGCGUACUAUCUGAUGCCGCCGGACGGGAAGCCGGCGACGAUCGCGCCGUCGCUCAGCGGCGGGGGCGCGGCGGCGAGCACCAACGGCACCAACGGCGACACGGCCCGGGGCGGGGCCGAAGACGGGAACCCGACGGUGCUGCCGCUGGCGGUACUGGAGCGGUUCCACUGGACGUUCCUGAUCCGGCACCCGCGGCGGGGGAUCCCGUCGUACUUCCGGUGCUGCGUGCCGCCGCUGGACGCGGUGACGGGGUUCAUGCGGUUCCUGCCGAGCGAGGCGGGGUACGCGGAGCUGCGGCGGGUGUUCGACUACCUGCGGGCGCGGGGGCUCGCGUCGUCGGCGCCCGGCGGCGCCGGCGGCGGCGACGUGACCGUCGUCGACGCCGACGACCUGCUCGACCGCCCCGCCCCCGCCGUCGCCGCCUUCUGCGCCCGCGUCGGCCUCCCCUUCCGCCCCGACAUGCUCGCCUGGGGCGACCCCGCCGGCCAGGACCGCGUCGCCGCCGCCUUCGCCAAGUGGCGCGGCUUCCACAACGACGCCAUCCAGAGCACCGGGCUCGCCGCCCGGCCCCACGCCCAGGCAGCCCUCACCGACGAAGAAGAGGACGAGCAGUGGCGCCAGAAGUUCGGCGACGAGGCCCAGAAGGUGAUCCGCGCCUGCGUCGACGAGAACCUGCCCCACUACGAGUACCUCAAGUCGUUCGCCAUGAAGUUCUAG